Aspergillus ruber CBS 135680 is the source of this 1050-nucleotide messenger RNA. RefSeq names its product putative short chain dehydrogenase/reductase. The record is from RefSeq and is a predicted model, not a curated record. Lineage: Eukaryota; Fungi; Ascomycota; Eurotiomycetes; Eurotiales; Aspergillaceae. The transcript is spliced from 5 exons. The coding region runs from base 1 to 1050 and encodes 349 amino acids.
AUGACAGGUGUUUUCACCUAUCGAAACUUUUCUCUCCAAGAUACACCACCGCUGGAUGGGAAAGUGGCGGUGGUAACAGGUGGUCAAGGAAGUAUAGGACGAGAAAUCACCACACAGCUUCUCCAAAACAAUGUAGAGAGGGUCUUCAUUUUGGCACGAAACAAAAACAAAUUCGAGGAAUCACGGAAGCAAUGGCCUCAUAAAACUGGCCUCUCUCUCGAUGUUAUCGACAAGAAGCUUGAAUUCACACAAUGCGAACUCGCGGAUAUCCGGUCAGUAAAGGGAACAGCUGAGCAUAUCAAACGAAAGACCGACAGGAUACAUAUCUUGAUAUGCAAUGCGGGGCUGGGAGUGUCCACCCAGUACAAUCGGUCCCCGCAGAACAUCGAAUCGGUCUUCGCAGCUAACUGCGUAGGCCAUCAGAUCCUGGUCACCAUCCUGCUUCCGCUCCUAAAACGGGUGACUAUUGACUCGCCGAUUAGCGAUGCUCGCAUUGUCGUGACUACAUCAUCUAUGCACAUGUUCUGCCGGCGUUUGGAUUUCGACUUGCUUAUGGCGCCUAAUCCAACCUCCAGGUUUAGGAUUGUUGAUGCUAUAUGGCGGUACAGCCGUUCGAAACUGGGUAAUAUCCUUCUCAUAAAGGAGCUUAGCCGACGGCUUCAGGAAGGGAAUGACCCCGCGGGAAAGAAUAUCUAUGUCAAUUGCUUUUUCCCGGGUAACAUUGUCACGGAGCAAUGGAUUGGAUGGAAUGAGCUUUUUGGGAAACCAAUUGGGAUAAUUAUGCGGACUUUCUUUUCCUUAUUCAUGGGACAGAGUCUGGAAGAUGGUGCUGCAACGGCUUUGUAUUUGAGUUCCAGUGAUUUGCCGAGAGAGAAGAAUCAACGUGGUCAAUACUUUAUUCCUGUUGCGACAGCUGACUGGCCUAGCAAGAUUGCCUGUGAUGAGAAAGUGGCGAGGGAUCUCUGGGACUGGACCGAUGCCAAGAUAACUCAAACACUGGGAUCAAAUUGGCAAGAUGAACCUGGAAAGAAGCCUGAUAAAGAAGACUAA